Molecule: messenger RNA, 1701 nt
Organism: Cantharellus anzutake
Lineage: Eukaryota; Fungi; Basidiomycota; Agaricomycetes; Cantharellales; Hydnaceae
Product: kinase-like domain-containing protein
Exons: 6
Coding region: 417-1451 (344 amino acids)
Biological process (GO): protein phosphorylation
Molecular function (GO): protein kinase activity; ATP binding
Source: RefSeq, a predicted model, not a curated record
UUUAGGUUUAGUAAUAGUCCUUAUCUCCUUAUCAGCCAUGUCCUCAAUAGCGAGUCCCUGGAAAAUUCACAACUCAACUUGCUAGGUCCUCUAGAAAGGGGUCUCUCAAUUCGAGGCCUUCAGUUGCCUCUGCCGUUAGAUCUCCAAAUAGUUACCUUCACCCUCAUUCCCUUUGAUUUCCAAUUGCGCACCUUUGUCUGCUCAGCAUCCUCACUCCCCACCAAAGACCAAUCCUUUGACUUAGAAGUCAAUUCCCGCAAUCGGUAGUCUACUUUUAUUUGCCAUUACCAAACAAGGGGUGCGUUAGUGCUGCCCUGUGGCAGACCGGCUCUUUCUGUCCUGCUGGGUCACCCUACACCUUCUCCCUUGGAUCUCUUCACUGUCUUUAUCCCUUCACACAUGGUGAAUAUUGAGCCAUGUCACCCGUCGAUGAACUACUACAAAAUAUCAAGGAGAGACUGCUGCAAGUUGACGACAGGAUUCUUGACGGUCAAGUAGCUAUACCGCAUAAUCGAGCAUGGUCCUUUGGGGUGAUAUACAAGGGAAUCUACAACACGGAAAAGGUUUGCAUCAAGGCUUUCAGAUAUGUCGAUCGUGAUCCUGUCAGCGAAUUUCUUCACCGACUGGUUCGCGAGAUGAGGGUGUGGCGCCAAUUGACGAAUACACAUAUAGUUAAGCUUCAUGGAUGGAUAUCAUACCUUGAAAGCACGGAAGAUCUAUGUCCGGGCUUGGUGUCAAAUUGGUGCGACGAAGGGAAUGUCAAAUCUUAUCUACGGCGCCGUCAGGACGCUGAUCGCCAAGCCUUGAUCUGCGGGAUUGCUCAUGGCUUAGCAUAUCUCCAUUCCCGGGAGAUAGUGCAUGGCGAUAUUAAACCCCAAAAUGUUGUCGUGAGCAGUGAGAAAACACCGCAGUUAUGCGAUUUUGGCCUUUCAUUCAUUAUUUCGGACAAAUCUACAUAUAUCGACGCCACAAGCAUGGGUCAGUUUGGGACUUGGCGAUACUUGGCACCUGAAGUGUGCAUGGCCGAAGAACCCUUUCGCAACAUGAAGAGUGAUGUCUGGGCAUUCGGAUGCACAGCCAUGGAGAUACUUCGCGGUGUGCGGCCAUAUCCUACCGUUGAGAACGAUGCCCUUAUAUGGGCCAUCGGAACUGCAAAGCCACCAUUUACUAGUACCCCUUUUUCAACGGACCCUAGUACUGAGAUUAUUCUCACUUCCUGCUUCGAACCUGAUCCCGACCUUCGAAACGAAAUGCAGACGGUUUUCGAAUCGCUGACGACAAACCAUUCCGCAAGUGGACGGCCCAUCUGUUGCUCAGUAACACAUUCUUUUAAUCAUACGCCAGUAGGCCAACCCUGCCAUUCUCGGUAUUCCAUGGGCGAGGGGACUCCUGCUCGAUCUAAAGUCAUAACCGAUGACAUUCCUUGUUUGGAUCUCUUAAUGACUGAUUAGAGUUGCUGAUUAGGCUUGCGUACCAUGGAGGCUUUACCUUCACGCAUAACUUUGAGAUGCAGCCACUGAGAGCGCGGCCCAUAAUUGGAGCGGAGGAUUAAGGCCCGCAGCUAGACUGGGAAAGGCAAAGAGUGGGUCCGCAAUUAACCGCCGUCUAUCAACUUUCGAUUGAUGAAAAUGGUGAUAAGCUGUCGAUACGAUAAUGGGGAGAUGGUGGCUUAGCAUAAAUAUAUCGUUUUCGUUGCACAUU